This is a messenger RNA of Adineta ricciae, 1074 nucleotides long. NCBI's taxonomy places the organism in Eukaryota, Metazoa, Rotifera, Eurotatoria, Adinetida, Adinetidae. The record is from the annotation of a GenBank genome assembly.
AUGGAUCAGCUCGAUGCAAUCUCAAAUCAAAUUAUGAUCAUCGCCGGUAUUCUCAUGUACAUAUUCGGUUCAAUUGGAAAUAUUCUUAACAUUUGGGUUUUCUCUAUCUGGUCUCGUUCUCCUAAUCAAUCUCAAAAACACUAUCGACAUAGUCAAACAAGUAAUAGUUCAUUAUAUCUACUUGCAUCAUCUAUCGCUAAUCUAUUUGUUAUUAUUUAUCCACUUUUAACUCGAAUUAUGUUCGAUGGUUAUCAUUAUCGAGUUACAUCAAACAAUGUUCUUAUCUUCUGUAAAUUACGUUUCUAUGUUUUACAUACAUUCGAUUUAAUUUCAUUAAUAUGUAUUUGUAUGGCAACAUUUGAUCGUUAUUUAGUUUCAUCAAGAAAAGUUCGUUUGAGGAAAUUGAGUACACGACGACAACAAACGAAAUUAAUCAUUUUAUUUCUGAUUGUUUUAAUUGGAUUACAUAGUGUACCUAUCAUGAUCUUUUUCGAUGUUUCAUCAACGGGUAAAUGUACAAUUUUAUCAACGAAUUAUUUGUAUUAUUAUUUAUGUACAAUUCAAAUAGUUCUUCAUGGAAUUAUUCCGAUUAUAUUUCUUUCCAUAUUUGGUUUAUUGACAUUUAAACAAUUGAAAAGAAUAAAAACGAGAAGUUAUUCUCAUCAUCAACAUUAUCAUAAACGACAAAGAGGAAUUAGUAGUGAUAAACAAUUAUCCCGAAUGCUUUUGUUAAUGUCUCUAGCAAUCAUUUUAUCAUCAAUUCCAUAUUGUAUCGAACAAAGUCUCAAUGUUAUGUUUAUUCGAGAUGAUCGAUUGAAUUCGUCAGAUUUUUUCUUCUUUCAUGUUAUAUCUCAUAUCUUAUUUUACACAAAUCCAGUAACUAGUUUUUAUAUUUAUUAUAUUUCCACUCCAAAUUUUCGCAUUCAAGUCAAAAGAAUUAUUUUUUGUCAAAAACGCGUUCAUUAUGUUCUCUAUUAUCAAGUUGCACGCGUUUCAUCCACUCACAGUACAUCCGUUAACAUUUAUAGUAAAACAUCUCUUACCGAACGUUCCUCAAAACCCACAAUUCUUUAA